Molecule: messenger RNA, 579 nt
Organism: Leishmania mexicana MHOM/GT/2001/U1103
Lineage: Eukaryota; Euglenozoa; Kinetoplastea; Trypanosomatida; Trypanosomatidae
Product: putative ubiquitin-conjugating enzyme e2
Exons: 1
Coding region: 1-579 (192 amino acids)
Source: RefSeq, a predicted model, not a curated record
AUGAGCUUAGCCCGUCUGACGCGUGAGCGCAAGCAGCUCCUCGAGGCGCAGCAGAGCGGCAAAACGGCGCCGUCCACAAGCGCCAACAGCACCGCCGCCUCCGUCAACUCCUUCAACGCCGCGCAGGGACGCAUUCGCGCAGACAUGCAGAAGCUGGAUGGAGUCAUGAGCGAAGUGAAAAUGGACUCGAUGGACUGGUACGUGGUGCACGUCUCCUACACGCCGGUGCGUGGCAUCUGGAAAGGUGGCACGUUUAACUUCCGCCUUGUUUUCUCCAACGACUUCCCCUACAGCGGCCCGAAGGUGCGAUACACCGGGCCGCGCCGCAUCUUCCACCCCAACAUCGAGGGCGACGACGGCAAGGAGGACUGGGGUGUGUGUCUCGGGAUGCAGACCGAGUGGCGGCCGACGUGCACCAUCAAGGACAUGGUGGUCGCGAUCGAGAUGCUGUUUGCGCUACCGAACUACGAUGACCCGCUCCCCGGCGUGGCGAAGACAGCGGCGCAAAUUCUGAAAGACGAGCCGAGUCGAUUUGAGCUGAUCGCGAAGCGGUGGAUGGGCGGCAACUACAUCAUCUAG